Messenger RNA from Panonychus citri (citrus red mite), 1979 nucleotides. Its product is annotated as putative phospholipase B-like 2. Gene Ontology annotation, molecular function: glycerophospholipase activity. Bases 50 to 1699 code for a protein of 549 amino acids. The transcript has 2 exons. The record is from RefSeq and is a predicted model, not a curated record. Gene Ontology annotation, biological process: phospholipid catabolic process. NCBI's taxonomy places the organism in Eukaryota, Metazoa, Arthropoda, Arachnida, Trombidiformes, Tetranychidae. Gene Ontology annotation, cellular component: extracellular region.
AAUUUUUUUUAGUUAUUCACUUGCUUUCCAAGCAAUUAACAAGACGAACAUGCUAAUUAAAUUAAUUUUUCUUACAUUUUGCUUAAUUAAACUCAUUAAAUCAGAUGAAAUUUGUAUUGAUUUAGCAAAUGAUCAGAAAAUUUCUGUAUCAUCAAUUGCUAAGGAGGAUUGGUUAACAAGCUCUUAUCCAGUUUGUGCUUCAUUUAGUAAUCAAAUCAAUAAAACAGGAUGGGCAAAACUUCACGUUUGGACUCAAUCUCAAUCUAAUUACAAUGAUUCAACUCUGGCCUAUUUGGCUGGUUACAUUGAGGGCUACCUAACCAAGGAUUUAAUUAAUAUGCAUUAUGACAAUUUAUGGGAAAAAUACUGUAACGGAGAAAUGGCCUUUUGCCGUCGAGCUUUUGACUUUUUCGCUCAGAAUGAGGCCUACAUUGAACGAGAAGCGAUCGCCAACCGAGAUACUGAUCCAUACUGGAAUCAGGUUGGUCUGAUUUUAGACCAAUUAACUGGAAUGGAAGAAGCAAUUAACUCGAGAUCAAGUUACCAUCCCGGUUAUCGUGUUAAUACAACGGGUAAAGUUUAUCUGGUCAACACUGUGGCCGAUAUAAUGGAUUUAGAAAGUGCCCUUAACCGGACAGUUAAAACUCUUGCUGUUGGUCAGUCUUUUUGCUCUUCUUUGGUUCGUUACACUGGAAAUGAUUUGCUAAUUGGUCACAAUACUUGGACACAAUUUGGUUACAUGUUACGUGUAUUGAAAAAGUAUGAGUUCAAUUUUAAAACAACUUCGUCCGCAGGUAAACUUGUACCAGGAUCAAUGAUUUCCAUGUCAUCUUAUCCAGGGAUUAUUUUCUCAAUUGAUGAUUUCUAUCUAAUCUCAUCUGGAUUAGCAGUCGCUGAGACAACGAACGGUAAUCAUAACGCCACAAGUUUUGAUCUACUUCGCCCAACGAACUGUGUUCUAACCAUGAUUCGAACCAUGGUAGCUAAUAGAUUAGCUCGUGAUGGUAAAUCUUGGGCAAAAAAUUUCGAAAAGUUCAACAGCGGAACCUACAAUAAUCAGUUCAUUGUCGUCGAUUAUAACAAGUUCCAACCUGGAUCGACAAAAAGACCCACCGAUCUCCUAUGGAUUAUUGAACAAAUGCCCGGAAGCGUCGUCUACGAUGAUAUGUCAUCAACCUUAAUUACUAACGGUUAUUGGGCAAGUUACAAUAUUCCUUAUUUCCAGAAAACUUAUCACAUUGCCGGUUAUCCUCAAUUAGUAAACAAAUAUGGCGAUUUUUAUAUCCACGAACUUAAUCCUCGUGCUAAACUGUUCAGACGAAAGCACAUCGAAGCUUUUGAUCAUAAAUCACUUCUUCAAUUGCUUCGUUACAACAAUUACACCCAAGAUCCAGAAUCUAAAUGUAAUUGUACUCCACCUUAUUCAGCAUCUAUGAGUCUCGCAUGUCGAGGUGACCUUAACGAUCCGUCGGGAAUUUAUGCAAUUCCCUCUCAAGGAGUAAUCAAUGAAGCAGCGAUCGAUACCAAAGUGACCUCAUUUGAACUGUUCAACAAGUUGAAAAUGUUCGCAAUUAGUGGGCCAACUUACGAUAAUGUUCCUCCUUUCUCUUGGUCAAAUUUCACUCUAAGAGACCAAUUAGUCCACAAAGGUCACCCUGACCUUUGGAUUUUCAAGCCGAUCUAUUUUCCUGACAAUUGAUCAUUUUGUUAAUCGAGAGGAUCAACAACCAGUAACAAUCUAAUCAUUGAUUUAAAAAGAAAAUGAUACAACUCGAUUUCCUAUCAAAGAUUAAGCUAAUUUGAUUAUUGUCGAUUGUUAAUCAAUUGUAGAGAUUAAAAUCUCUAAUGAAACGAACUAAAUUGUUUGGAUUUGAUUCCAUUUUUUUAUUUACUUUUGGAAGGACAUUUUAAUCAAAUGUCAACUAAGAAACGACUUCAAUUAAAUCGUAUGAUUAAAUGAUUGGUUUCACUUUUGUUAA